CCUCCAUCAACCAUCUCUCUCAGUGACAACGACGGAGUCCGACAACGACACACUCAUCACUUAUGGCGCCCAGAAUUCUGCUAUGCGGUGAUCCUCUUGGACGUCUCAAUCAGCUCUUCAAGCGUGUCCAAUCGGUUAGCAAAUCGGCAGGUCCAUUUGACGCUCUUCUUUGCGUCGGCCAGUUUUUCCCCGAUUCUCCGGAGCUUCUAGACGAGUUUUUGGAUUACGUCGAAGGUCGAGCUCAGGUCCCGAUUCCUACUUACUUCACCGGCGACUAUGGCGUCGCCGCCCCCAAAAUCCUAUCGGCGACCUCUAGGAAAGCUGAAAAUCAAGGGUUCAAGAUGGACGGGCUCGAGGUUUCCCACAAUUUGUUUUGGUUAAGAGGAAGUGGCAAGUUCACUCUCCAUGGUCUGUCUGUUGCUUACUUAUCUGGUAGGCAAUCAUCUGAAAGCCAAUAUGGGAAAUACAGUCAAGAUGAUGUUGAUGCUCUUCGUGCACUUGCUGAAGAAUCUGGAGUGGUUGAUUUGUUCUUAACUAAUGAAUGGCCUGCGGGAGUCAAGAACAGAGCUGCGGCUUCUGAUAUACCUGCAGAUGUUUCUGAUUCAUCUUGCAGUGAUUCCACUGUUUCUGAAUUGGUGAAGGAAGUUAAACCCCGCUACCACAUUGCAGGAUCUAUGGGGGUAUUUUAUGCUCGUGAACCUUACCUAAACGCUGAUUCUAAUCAUGUAACUCGGUUUCUUGGUCUUGCUCAAGUUGGAAACAAAAACAAACAGAAAUUUCUCCAUGCACUAUCUCCUACACCAACGUCUAUCAUGUCACCAUCAGAGCUUAAUGCAAGGCCUCCAAACACUACACUAUGUCCUUAUAAUUUACAAGAGGGAGCUAAUGAGUCGAAGAAGAGGUCAAACGAAAGUGUCGUAGAUUCACAAUAUUGGAGGUAUGAUGUCUCAAAGCGGCAAAAGAAUGGAUCUGAAGGGGAAAAGCUCUGUUUCAAAUUUGUAUGCUCAGGGUCCUGUCCUCGUGGGGAAAAUUGCCAUUUCCAACACAACGCCGAAGCAAGAGAACAGUGUCGUAGAGGUGUUUGUCUUGAUCUUAUCAUCAAAGGGAAGUGUGAAAAAGGCCCAGAGUGCAGCUACAAGCAUGAGUUUCAAGAUGAAAGUAUACAAAGGAAGCCCAGAUCUGAAAAUGCUAACAGGUCGAGAGAAUGCUGGUUUUGUCUUUCAAGCCCGAGUGUGGAGUCACAUUUGAUCGUCAGUGUUGGGGAAAGUUUUUACUGUGCUCUACCCAAAGGUUCACUAGUCGACGACCACAUAUUGAUAAUCCCGAUCGAACAUUUGCCCAAUACUCUGGUUUUAUCUCCUGAAGGUGAAUCAGAGCUUGGUAGAUACAAAAAUAGUCUGAGAAAUUGUUAUAAGAAUCAAGGAAAUGAUGCAGUUUUCUUUGAGUUGGUCUCCAAACGUGUUUCUCAUGCCAACCUUCAGGUUGUUCCUGUUCCAUCAUCCAGAGUUCGUCUUCUUCCUAAAAUAUUUAGUCUGGCGGCUGAAAAACUGGGUUUUAAGCUUGUGACAAAAAAGUUUAGUGAUAGUUCUGAGGGCAGAAAAUAUCUGCAGAAGGAAUACAAUGCAGAUUUGGGGCUCUUCUAUGUGGAACUUCCUGAUGGAACUGUCUUAUCACACACCCUGGAAGAGAACGAAGUAUUCCCUGCGCAAUUUGGACGUGAGGUUCUAGCAGGGUUGCUAAAGAUCCCAGACAGGGCCGACUGGAGAAACUGUAAGAUUAACCAAGAAGAGGAGGCAAAGCUGGCUGAAGAAUUUAAGAAACAAUUUCAAGAAUUUGACCCUUGCCAAUAACUUUAUUGAACAAAAGUUAUAUUUAGAUGUUAUCUUGUGCGCAUCGAUCAAGAUUAACUCAGUGUCCAUUGCACUCAGGUCGGAAGCUGAAUCAUGCAAUGCAUCCUCAUAGAAAGCUUCGUUUGUCUCUUCAUCUUUAGAAACAGGUUCAUCAACAGUGUUCUUUAUUUUGGCUAACUAAAAGAUAACACUCUUCUAUCAGUUUCCUUAGUAAUUUCGUUGAAAAUGUUACUCUUUUGUUGUAAACACUUUAUUUGACAUAUUUCUGUUUUUUUUUUCCUUAAAGAGAGUAAUCACCACAGAAGCAUUCGCUCGACCUGUUUUCACCUCAACUAGUCAUUGUCCUUGGUGCUUUUUAUUUUUCUUGCUGGUUGUUAAAAAAAA
Molecule: messenger RNA, 2234 nt
Organism: Eutrema salsugineum
Lineage: Eukaryota; Viridiplantae; Streptophyta; Magnoliopsida; Brassicales; Brassicaceae
Product: zinc finger CCCH domain-containing protein 64
Exons: 11
Coding region: 63-1850 (595 amino acids)
Biological process (GO): mRNA splicing, via spliceosome
Cellular component (GO): post-mRNA release spliceosomal complex
Molecular function (GO): RNA lariat debranching enzyme activator activity; metal ion binding
Source: RefSeq, a predicted model, not a curated record